UAGCAGAAUGUUGCUAAUACAAAUGAAUGUUGCCAACAGUAAAAAACGUAAGUGGGAAUGGAAUGUUGGAAAAUUGUUGCGAUAAUACCGAUGUUUCGAGAAGAUAUGGAUAUCCCACCACCAAAAGAGAGCAAAUCGUAGCACUGAGAGCGCUUGAUAACAGAAGCAAAAGCCGGCAACCAAGGUGUAUUAAAUCAAGCGGACCAAGACGAGCAGUGAUAUGAAUAAUUCUGUGUCGUCUCUAAGUGGUCAAAUAUCGAAGCGCGCCUCCCAAGCGUCGUCCCUUAAUGAGGCAGACUCCAUGCCAUUUGAGGAGCUGGUGGGCGCCUGUUUGGCGGAUUCCGACGACGAGGAGAAGCAGCAGACGCCACGAUCAGAUUUUCUUCAAUACCUCCAUAGCCGAAGAGUAUGCCCACAAUGGCAACUACAUGCCGCCGUCAUCAGCUCAUAGCGGAGCGGGAGGGUCGACCGAAUCUCCAAGAACACCAAAAAUUAAAAAUAUCAUGGAGUAUUUGUUUUUAACCUUUGAUAGGACAACAAAUGUUGGAGAACUUAAGCGGCUUAUAAAGUUUUUGGAGCGUCCGGCGCAUCUGGAUGAGAUGCACCGAGGGAAAGUAAACAUGCUGUAAUCGUUGGGUUCCUUCAAAAGAAACCCCUUUUUUUGUACUUUGACGAGUACUAUUUAAUGCGUAUCCCAUGCCUAAGGACACCAAGUGGUCAGGGCAAAGUUAAAAUGAGGGUGCUGGCCUUCGCUGCCAUCUACUUGGACGGCAGCAAAUUUACCUAUGUAUAUAUCCGAGUGCUUGGCAAGGAUAAAAUAAAAUCGGCUCUUAGGAUCGUUUUGAAGCAAAUCUCCAAACUGGGCCUGGACAAAAAUCUAAUGGCCAUUGUGUCCGACCAUAAUAAAUCGAAUAUGGAUGCCCUAAGGUCGGCUGCACAGGAGUACCCAGUCAUUUGGGAUAUCUUCCACCAGCGAAAUGUUGCAGCAUUACACCUGAACACCGAUGCAACGGUACAGAAGUUAUACGAGCAACAAUAUACUGCCCUUAAUUGGGCGGAAAUAUUCUCAGGGACGCCGACCGACGAUGGAAAUAGGAUCGAGGUGGAGGCCAUCCGGAAGAUGGUGGAGAAGUACUUCUCGACGCCGAAUAGAUCUCCACUAAAUGUUUCCCGCAUCGACUCCAGCAAAUUUGAAAUGAUGGGCCGCAUCCUGAAGAAGCACAAUGAACGAAAUUAUGGCGUACGCAACUACGCAGGCUCACCAAAUGGCAGAGCUAAAAGAAGACCCAUUAUACUACGUCACCCGUAUUGUUGGCAUAAUAUUGUUGUUAAACACGUCCAAAUUCGCAGAAAUUACUCGUUAACACCAUUAUCUUAAUUUAUCUAUAUU
Drosophila obscura is the source of this 1390-nucleotide messenger RNA. RefSeq lists its product as uncharacterized. The transcript is spliced from 5 exons. The coding region runs from base 686 to 1378 and encodes 230 amino acids. The record is from RefSeq and is a predicted model, not a curated record. NCBI's taxonomy places the organism in Eukaryota, Metazoa, Arthropoda, Insecta, Diptera, Drosophilidae.